AUGGCUGAUCUUCCGGAACUGUGGAAAAAGCUCUCCACCACAGACAGCAAAUCUCUCCUCAAGAAACACUGCACGGAAGAGGUCUACGAGAAGCUGAAGGACAAGAAGACAAGUUUUGGUGGCACUCUCGCUGACUGUAUCCGAUCUGGAUCACAGAACCCAGAAAGUGGGGUUGGUGUUUAUGCCUCUUGCCCAGAGGGCUACACAGUCUUCGCUGAUCUCCUCAAUCCAGUCAUCUUGGACUAUCACAAAAUCACUGAGCUGAAACACCCAGAAUGUGACUUCGGCGACAUGGCCAACCUGGGCUUCGGUGACUUGGACCCUAGCGGGGAUAUGAUCGUGUCCACCCGUGUGCGUGUGGGUCGGAGCCACGCCAAGUUCGGCUUCCCUCCCACCCUCAACAAGGAGCAGAGAGUGGAGAUGCAGAACAUCACGAAGGCUGCCCUGGAAGGACUCACCGGGGAGCUGAAAGGCACAUACUAUCCACUCGAAGGCAUGACCAAGGAGACCCAGAAACAACUCACGGACGACCACUUCCUGUUCAACGACAGUGACAGGUUCCUGAAAGCUGCCAGUGGCUACGAUGACUGGCCCGUCGGCCGAGGCAUUUUCUUCAACGACAAUAAAACCUUCUUGGUCUGGGUGAACGAGGAAGACCACAUCCGAAUCAUCUCCAUGCAGAAGGGAGGCGAUUUGUCGGCAGUCUACAAGAGACUUGUGGCAGGUAUAAAAGAGCUGGAGAAGAAGCUCGAGUUCGCCCGCCUGCCACAGAUGGGUUACCUGACCUUCUGUCCCAGCAACCUUGGCACAACACUCCGCGCCAGCGUGCACAUCAAGAUCCCAAAAGUUGCAGCGAUGCCCGAGUUCAAGGAAAUCUGUGACAAACACAACCUACAGGCACGUGGAAUCCAUGGAGAACACACUGAGAGUGUGGGUGGUGUUUAUGAUAUCUCCAACAAACGCCGGAUGGGCCUGAGCGAAAUCGAGGCGAUCCAGGAAAUGAGACGUGGAGUAGAAGAAAUCAUUAAGUUAGAAAAGACAACCUUCCUAUCCUACAACAUGGCUGAUCUUCCGGAACUGUGGAAAAAGCUCUCCACCACAGACAGCAAAUCUCUCCUCAAGAAACACUGCACGGAAGAGGUCUACGAGAAGCUGAAGGACAAGAAGACAAGUUUUGGUGGCACUCUCGCUGACUGUAUCCGAUCUGGAUCACAGAACCCAGAAAGUGGGGUUGGUGUUUAUGCCUCUUGCCCAGAGGGCUACACAGUCUUCGCUGAUCUCCUCAAUCCAGUCAUCUUGGACUAUCACAAAAUCACUGAGCUGAAACACCCAGAAUGUGACUUCGGCGACAUGGCCAACCUGGGCUUCGGUGACUUGGACCCUAGCGGGGAUAUGAUCGUGUCCACCCGUGUGCGUGUGGGUCGGAGCCACGCCAAGUUCGGCUUCCCUCCCACCCUCAACAAGGAGCAGAGAGUGGAGAUGCAGAACAUCACGAAGGCCGCCCUGGAAGGACUCACCGGGGAGCUGAAAGGCACAUACUAUCCACUCGAAGGCAUGACCAAGGAGACCCAGAAACAACUCACGGACGACCACUUCCUGUUCAACGACAGUGACAGGUUCCUGAAAGCUGCCAGUGGCUACGAUGACUGGCCCGUCGGCCGAGGCAUUUUCUUCAACGACAAUAAAACCUUCUUGGUCUGGGUGAACGAGGAAGACCACAUCCGAAUCAUCUCCAUGCAGAAGGGAGGCGAUUUGUCGGCAGUCUACAAGAGACUUGUGGCAGGUAUAAAAGAGCUGGAGAAGAAGCUCGAGUUCGCCCGCCUGCCACAGGUGGGUUAUCUGACCUUCUGUCCCAGCAACCUUGGCACAACACUCCGCGCCAGCGUGCACAUCAAGAUCCCAAAAGUUGCAGCGAUGCCCGAGUUCAAGGAAAUCUGUGACAAACACAACCUACAGGCACGUGGAAUCCAUGGAGAACACACUGAGAGUGUGGGUGGUGUUUAUGAUAUCUCCAACAAACGCCGGAUGGGCCUGAGCGAAAUUGAGGCCAUCCAGGAAAUGAGACGUGGAGUAGAAGAAAUCAUUAAGUUAGAAAAAAGUGCCUAA
This is a messenger RNA of Liolophura sinensis, 2106 nucleotides long. RefSeq names its product taurocyamine kinase-like. Gene Ontology annotation, molecular function: creatine kinase activity. The record is from RefSeq and is a predicted model, not a curated record. The transcript has 2 exons. Gene Ontology annotation, biological process: phosphocreatine biosynthetic process. NCBI's taxonomy places the organism in Eukaryota, Metazoa, Mollusca, Polyplacophora, Chitonida, Chitonidae. The coding region runs from base 1 to 2106 and encodes 701 amino acids.